AUGGAUUCACUGCUAAGCACCAUAGAAAACCUAAGCAACAUGUUUCAUAGACCAAUGAACAAGUUUGAAGCUGAUCUCCAUAACAACACAAGCCCCCCAACCAACAUUGCUGGCCUAGCUUUAGUGUGCAGCAUGGACCAACUAGAGGUGCAAGGGCGAAGGAAAAUUCUUCUACUCCAUGGAGUUGAGGAAGAAAAGAAAAAAGACCUUGCACUUAAAGCCCAAAACAUCAUACAGACUUAG
This is a messenger RNA of Arctia plantaginis, 243 nucleotides long. NCBI's taxonomy places the organism in Eukaryota, Metazoa, Arthropoda, Insecta, Lepidoptera, Erebidae. The record is from the annotation of a GenBank genome assembly.